Messenger RNA from Strongylocentrotus purpuratus (purple sea urchin), 3658 nucleotides. Its product is annotated as E3 ubiquitin-protein ligase RNF34. The transcript is spliced from 6 exons. NCBI's taxonomy places the organism in Eukaryota, Metazoa, Echinodermata, Echinoidea, Camarodonta, Strongylocentrotidae. Bases 99 to 1505 code for a protein of 468 amino acids. Gene Ontology annotation, biological process: protein K48-linked ubiquitination; proteasome-mediated ubiquitin-dependent protein catabolic process; negative regulation of extrinsic apoptotic signaling pathway via death domain receptors. The record is from RefSeq and is a predicted model, not a curated record. Gene Ontology annotation, molecular function: ubiquitin protein ligase activity. Gene Ontology annotation, cellular component: plasma membrane; cytoplasm.
AUGACUUACCAGCAUUGAGAAUCUCUACACUUUGGCAUCAUCCCUUGUGCAAAGUACAUGUAUCUACCCUGUGCCAUUCACCCACAAACCUGCACCCCAUGGGUUCAGGUGCAGGCAAGCCUGUUGUGAGUCCAACGGCCUACGCGUUCUGUUAUACCGGUGCUGCCGAUCCCUCGGCCGGUGCCAGCCCACGGGGAGCGGGCGAGGGUGUUGGUGUGGGAGUGCAAGCGGGAUCAUCAUCAACAGCCUAUUCAGGUGGGGAUAAUACUCCUCGCAGGCCGUCCAGCCGACAGAGUAGCUACGGUGAACCUGUAGACGAAAACUGCAAUAUGGUGUGUGAAGCCUGUUCAGCGUCCUUCCAUGUCUUUAAGAGGAAGUACCGUUGCACAGACUGUGAUAAAUACUACUGCUCCAAUUGCUUCGUCAAGGAGCCCCGGAAAUGCUGCAGUGCAUGCAGUGCCAUACAACGGAGCCCCACACGGGCAGAACUCAUGGCCCUGAAGAUCAAGGAUCUCAGGCUUUACCUGAACACUCACAGUGUGUCCACCCAAUCCUGCACAGAGAAGGAUGAUCUAGUGGAUUUAGUGGUUCAGUACGUCCACAUGCAUCCUCAACCCACAGCACGGGGUAACGCGGGAAGGGCCACGAGAUCCUCAGCGUCAACGUCGUCUAACAAUAGGACCAGCACCACACCAGGGAACAGGGCCAGUUACCCACAGGCACAGCCCCAGCCCCAGCAGCCGCCACAAGGACAGAGGGUGACCCAGGGGAUCGAAGAGGUGUUCAAUGACAUUUUCUCAAGGUUAUCCAACCAGGGAACAGGGAGCAGUGUGGAUCCACCCAACUUCAACUUCUUCACCACUACGUCGAGUGGUUCACCCGGGGAAGGGUUCACCAGCAACACAUUUAACAGUACUAGUACAUCUGGAAGUGACCAGAGACCUCAGUCAAGAACAGCUUGGACGAGUGGAACCCCAGCACCAUCAUCAUCAAACACGACAACUACAGCUACAGCAUCUUCUCAAGAAACCGUGCCAUCUCACCAGAACAGUGAAGCAACACCCACCCAGAAUAAUGAGCAAACGCCUGUCCAGCCCUUAAGAAAACGAGCAUCUCUGAGUGAUUUGGAAACCGUAGAAGGCAUUGAAUCACUCAACGUCAAGCAACUCAAAGAAAUACUGACGGCCCACUUUGUCAACUACAAGGGAUGCGUAGAGAGAUAUGAACUGGAGGACAGAGUGAGGAGGUUAUACGAAGAGAAGCAGCAGCGUAAAAUGAAAGAAGAGCAAAAACAAGAUGCGGGGACAGCCAAAGAGGGUGUAGUGGCAGCCGUGGAUGAUGAUGAUGAGAGCACCUUAUGUAAGAUCUGUAUGGAUGCUGAGAUUGACUGUAUCCUACUUGAAUGUGGUCACAUGGUCACGUGUACAAACUGUGGCAAGCGUAUGAACGAGUGCCCCAUCUGCAGGCAGUACGUUGUGAGGGCGGUGCACAUUUUCAAGGCAUGAUAGGCGCGAGAAACCGAGAUUUAUUAGGGGGUUUUGAUGAUGGUAUUGAUUCUUUCCUAUGUUCAGAGAGAACAUUAGAAGGUGACAUUGCAUCGUGAAUACUCCAUGUUGUAUCAUGGUAGUGCACAGGGGCGGGUUAUUCAUCAAAGAAGUGAUUUUUAAAAUAUUCAAACAAAACAGAUAUUUUGAGUGUACAUUUUAUUAUUUGGUUGAGGGAAGUCUGCUGUAGUGAUUGUUCUCUGACAGUGCCAUUUUACUGUUUCAUUAAGAAUGCUAGCCAUUUUUCAGCAAAUAAAAAGAAAUCAUCUUUUUGGUGUUUUGGCCUAUUCUCUCUACUUCACAUGACUUGACAUAUACACUAUUUUUCCUGUUCUUUUGGAAUUUUAUUUUGAAAAAUGGUGAUUGUUGUAUAGAUUUUACAUUCUUGCAGGAAAUUCUGGUGUGUAAGUAUUUAAAAUGCUAUCACUUUGGGAGUUGUGUUAAGUCAUGGAGCAUAAUUCUUGAACUGUGGUCUUUUUCUAUUAUGACUCUAUACAAAUGAACAUAAGACCAUCAUUUCCAGUGACCAUUGCAAGUGACGGUGUUUCAUUUGUUUUGUUUUGUGUAUUUGUUUAUAUGUUUUUACUCUGUUACUGUUAGAUGCAAUUUGUUAAUGACAUAUUUCAGUUUGGUCCAAUUUUGUCAAACAACAUUGAAUCUCCAAUCAUGGUAGGAAAUUGUUUAAACAUUGUACAUAACUGAUCAGAAGGAAAUCAAUGCAGCUUCCAAUGUCAUUGAAAAAUACAACUACAUGUGUAUAUCAAAUAUAUUGAAUUAUAUUCUAGAGAAAUAUAUUUUGGUAUGUUUUAUGGAUAUAUCAUUCUUAUGUUAUUACAAUUAUGGGUUAAUGGUAAAUCUGUUUCUUUCAUUAAAAUGAAAGUAGUGCAGGACUUUGGAACACAGAGCUUUGCAAUGGAAUGGCAGAACAAUAUUCAAUUCAGCAUUUCUCAAUGUAAUAUGACCAUGAGGAUUUACAGGUGUUACAAGGCCCUGGAAGUAUAACUUGAGUAACAUAUCAAACGGCCUCUACAAUGCAUAUCUAAUCAUGAAUUAAUUAUUUGUGUAUUCAUCCUAAAACUUACUUGAUGACCUUUGAUAUGGUGUUUCUGGAUUUCUGUAUAAGUUUCGAGUGUGUGUUAAAGAUAAAGUUGAGUUCUGGUCAGGCGAUUGUGAAAGAAACGUUGUGGAAUCAAUCAGAAAAGGUUGAUCAUCCAGCAUAUAAGUAUUGGUGUGCACUGCAAGGUUCUGGAAUCAGCAACAUGAACAUUUUGGCCCUGUCUUGGUAAAGAUCUCAUGUCUUUAUAUUUUCUUUAUUUUUCAGCCUUCAUAUAAACAACAUUUUAAUAUAAAACAAUAAUUUAAGUAGUCAAUUAGUCACAAGAUCUUUUUUUUAACGAGGUUGCACUGUGAUAUUUCAUGUCAAGCACAUCGUAAAACAUUGGACCAAUGACUUGUAUUCACUUUUAGGCAAAAUGAUUGUACAUGUAUUCUGUGUUGAUUGCCUAUUUUAAACAUGAAGGCAAAGCAUUCUAUCUCUUGAUAAUAUCAGCAUUCAUCUAUGUCUAUACAAGUAUAUAGGGUGCCUAAGAAUCGUAAAAGUUCUAUUAUGUGUAUCUUACUUGCACAAGCUGUAUAUGGGUUGAGAUUUAGAUUUGUUAAAAUUUAAAAAUUAUCCAUUAGCAGCUACAUGAAGUACACAUGCAUACACAUGUACAUCUCGGCCGUGUUUCAUAAUACUUUUUGUCAAUAACAACAUUCAGAGGUCCUUGAUUAUUUGUUCCUCAUGGUUAAACAAAUGCAUUGUUUUGGGGAACUUAUACCAAUCACUGUAAUUUAUUUUUGACAAUACGUUUCAUGAAACAAGGCAUUUGUGGAUGUACAUGUACAACUGAUAGAAGAUUAGAUUUAAGUCAAUGAACAUGCUCUUUAAGUGAAUUAUGUUAUACAAUCAAUGAAGGAUUCUCAUUUAUGAAUCUGUAUACCGCUAAUAUUCUGCUUCAAUCAGCAUUUCUCCCCUUUUUAUGGGGUGGGAUUAUGAAAAGAGAUGGUGUAAUAUAUGCCUGUAUUGCCACCCUUUUUUCUUUUCUUUCUUACUUUUUAAAUUUCUGAGUGCA